AUGCAUGUACAUGGCUUCCAUCUGCCUCAAGAAGUCACCGUGAAUCUCCUUUGCAAAUGCGCCAACAUCCCAGCCACUUGCAAAACAACAGGCAAAGCAAGUCAUAGCUAUAAAACCCACCCAUGCAACUAUUGCUUUGUCACUCUCGAAGACAUUAAUGCAGAUGGAGCAUAUGAUAUUGAUACAAAUUUCUGCAUGCGGAAUGACUGGAACCAACUUAAACAGGCGCAGCUAUCAACACUGGCCAGAUCAAUUGCCGCACGCAAGGCUGUUAUCAACAUACACAGUGUUUGUUACUCAGCACUCAACAAUCUCCCCAGAUGGAUGACAACUGCUUUGUCACUGGUCAACUUUAUGCAUAAUUUUUACCAUGAUUUUUCUAUUCUAUACUUCAUCUAUUGCUAUGCUUACUGUAAUAUCAAUGCACUUUAUAAGGAUACAAUUAACUCAAUCAUCUGGCCAUCAUCCAUAGGCCAUCUACCAAGUAAUCUUGACAGCAAUCACUCCUUACCAAAAGCAGACCAAUGGCGCCAUUUAUGCCAUGUCCUGCCGUACAUGCUUUGGAUCUGCUGGAAAAAUACAUGGGGCAAGAUCAGAUCUGCCUAUCAAACCAAACCCAAAGUUUCAUACAACAUGGCAGCCCACAGUCAAGGGUACAUUCAACUCUAUUGUCAAGGUCUACAAGCACUUAGUAUUCCCCUGACCGUCAACCAUCACCUUGCAAUGUAUUAUUCAGAGGUCUUGCAGCGGUAUGGUCCAGUGUACACAUGCUGGCUAUUUGGUUUUGAGUGUUUCAAUGGGCUCUUUGAGAAGGUAAAUCUAAACAGCCACAGAGGAGGGGAAAUGGAGUACUCCCUUGUGCGCAAUUGGGUUGAAAAGCAGCACCUUCACAAACUUGUAAGCGUCAUUUUUGCUCUUAAUUCAUAUUUUCAAUAUUGUAUGCAUGUCGAGAUGAUAUUUUUACCCAAGAACGCAUCAGAGAAGGAGCAUCAGCUUGUGGACAGGGUUAUGCACACAAAAGGUUUGGACUGCGGGACACUCAGUAACCAGACAUUACAGUUCAUGGGUGGUGAGUUCUCAUUCAAUGAUUCUAUUCUCAUUUGUGCAUGA
Molecule: messenger RNA, 1110 nt
Organism: Coniophora puteana RWD-64-598 SS2
Lineage: Eukaryota; Fungi; Basidiomycota; Agaricomycetes; Boletales; Coniophoraceae
Exons: 5
Coding region: 1-1110 (369 amino acids)
Source: RefSeq, a predicted model, not a curated record